This is a messenger RNA of Teleopsis dalmanni, 2277 nucleotides long. It is a transcript of the gene MFS10, whose product is annotated as putative inorganic phosphate cotransporter. Bases 368 to 2002 code for a protein of 544 amino acids. Gene Ontology annotation, biological process: transmembrane transport; monoatomic anion transport. The record is from RefSeq and is a predicted model, not a curated record. NCBI's taxonomy places the organism in Eukaryota, Metazoa, Arthropoda, Insecta, Diptera, Diopsidae. The transcript has 2 exons. Gene Ontology annotation, molecular function: transmembrane transporter activity.
UACAGCUGAAGUAAACCAUAAAGAUAAACGGAAUAACAAAAACACUUCUUAUCGUAACCUUUUGUAGAGUUUUACACUUUUGUUUUGAACUUCAUAUUCGUGACUGCAAUUUCUCUUUGCUCUAGUUAGCUCUUCUCCCUCAAGCAAUUGUUUCCAUUUACGUAGAAACGUUGGAUUUAGUUUUGGUUUUGGCUUUGACUUUUUCGUUGUUUGCUACCUUUCCCUUUUGAUUUUUUAUUAUAUAUUCGUUUUAAAAACACUGGUUUGCUGGUUUUUGCGUAAAAAAUAAUUUUAAGUUCACUGAUCAGUGACUAAUUUUUGUAAAGUGUGUCUGACAUGAUAUUAGAAAGAAUUUCUUGUUAACAAUAUGUUGAGUGAAAAUCAGUAUAAUUCUGCUGAUGUGGUAAACAGUUACGAGGCUACAAUCUGUGAUGACGACGACAUCGUUUUCGAUCGAAAACUGGAUACUGACGAGGAGGACGACGAGACAAUAAGUAACGCUGAUACGCCUCUUAUUAAUGGUGCUGAAGAUGACAGUCUGUUUCCUAAAGCGCGACACAUAUUUGGCCUAAUGGGAUUUUUGGGUUUUGCAGUUGUCUAUGCAAUGCGUGUUAAUCUUUCUGUAGCCAUUGUGGCUAUGGUUAAUCAAACAGCAAUUCCACAUGAGAACACAUCAAUUGAUGACACUUGUCCAGCAGACAAACCAAAAGUUACUUAUGCAAAACCCAUUACAAAAGGAGAAUUUUUAUGGGAUGAAGCUACACAAGGUUUAGUUUUAGGUUCAUUCUUUUAUGGCUAUGUUUUGACACAAGUACCAGGUGGUCGUUUAGCUGAGGUAAUGGGUGGUAAACGUAUUUAUGGUUAUGGAGUGCUUAUUACUGCUAUUUUUACAUUACUAACACCAAUUGCAGCAAAGUUAGACUUACCAUUUCUUAUAGUAGUACGUAUACUGGAAGGCAUGGGUGAAGGUGUUACCUAUCCCGCUAUGCAUGCAAUGCUCGCUCACUGGAUACCACCGUUAGAAAGAAAUAAAUUUGCUGCAAUAGUUUAUGCUGGUUCUAAUAUAGGAACGGUAAUAUCAAUGCCACUUGCAGGUUGGCUAUGCUCACUAGAUUUUUUAGGCGGUUGGCCAUCCGCAUUUUAUAUAUUUGGCAUAAUGGGUAUUAUAUGGUUCAUAUUUUGGAUGUUAUUAGUUUAUGAUACGCCAAGCGUACAUCCACGUAUUUCGUACAGAGAACGAGAAUACAUAGAACGUUCCAUAAGAGCAAUGCAACCAAGAAAAUCACAUAAUGAAAAUGAUGCAAAUUUAUUUCAAAACCCUGACGAGGAUAUACCAUGGCGAUCUAUUUUAUGUUCAAUACCACUUUGGGCUAUACUGAUAACACAAUGUGGUCAAUCAUGGGCUUUUUACACCCAACUAACAGAACUGCCCACAUAUAUGAGUAAUAUAUUACAUUUUGAUAUAGAGUCAAAUGCAAUGUUAAAUGCUAUACCCUAUUUAACUGCAUGGAUUGUAGGUAUUGCAUGUUCUGCUAUAGCUGAUUGGAUGCUUAAGCGUCGUUAUAUAUCCCUUUUAAACUCCUAUAAAUUAUGGAAUUCAAUUGCAUCGAUUAUACCAUCGUUGGGUCUACUUGGCGUAGGUUAUGUUGGCUGCAGUUGGAUAUGGGUAACAAUUAUGUUGGCAGGCGUAGGUUCUUUCGGUGGUGCUGUAUAUGCUGGAAAUCAAAUGAAUCAUAUUUCGUUAAGUCCACGUUUUGCUGGCACGAUGUAUGGCAUCACAAAUUCUGCUGCCAAUAUAUGCGGAUUUCUAUCGCCUUAUGUAAUUGGACUUAUUAUAAAUCACCGUGAAACCUUAACGCAAUGGCGUAUUGUAUUUUGGUUAGCUGCUGGCCUUAAUAUUGGUGGGAAUUUUAUAUAUUUAAUAUUUGCUAGUGCUGAUGAGCAGAAUUGGUCAAAAAAUCCAAGCCGCAGUAGUAGAGGAACUAGAAAUAUGCGCACAUAGCAGGAAACAGUGUUUUAGGAUCUCAAAGAAAUAAUUAAAAAAUUCUUAACUAUAUCUAUAAUUAUAUAUAUUAAUAUACGAGCUAUGUACCUAUGGAUUUGUGUGAUAAAAUAAUGUAUAAUAUGUAAUAUGCUUGAAUAUACUGUAUGUAUGUAAAAGUAUUUUAAUAAGAUUUUAUGUAAUUGGUUAUGAUGCACUGUGACUCAAGUAUUUUUUGCGUUGUGUUAAUUCAAUGUUUUUAAUAAAUAAUUUUAUAUAUAGAUAAAUGUAUAGAA